AUGUUGAUAAGCAAUGUUAAUGCUGGUGUUAUUAACAUACAAAACUUUUCUCCAAAUUAUGGACAAUCUCAAUAUCCUGAUUCACAACCAAGUUUUAUAAGUGAUAUAAUACAAAUGAAAAAAUCGGCAUUAAAACUUGGUACUGGAAAUACCUUAACAAGUUUAGGUGGUAUAUUUGGAGCAGGUACAGGUUUCUCAAAUUUAGGAAUCCUAGGAUUUGAUAACAUUUUCAACUUUGGCGGUUUUAUUUCAAAUCCUAUCUCACAUUUUCCAGUUCUGAGCGAGAUUGUUAAAGUAGUACCAGUAACAGGAAUAUUGCCCAUUGGCAAUAAUCCAACUUUCAUAGCGAACAAUAACAACCAAAUCGAAAAUCAGAAUGCUGGAAGCCUUUUAGAAUUUUUGGGAUCUUCACCAGUUAAUGAUGAUGUUAACAAAACUGAUUUAUUAGAAAAUAUUGGCGAGAGCUCAACUUUAGACAAAUUAGAUACUGUAGAUGUGUUCGAUGAAGAUUCAAAAAUACAAUUAAAUGAUAAUGAAGAAUUGGAUUUUACAUCAAACAUUGUCGUAAAUACAGAAGAUUUUAUGCAAGAUGCUAAUCAAAUACCUAAAUUAGAAGAUAAUACUGAUGUGAAUUGCUGUUGCCAAGCAAAUCCUUUGUUGGGUGGUUUGGGUGGAUCUACUAAGCAGGAUGGGCUUGUAAAUACUGAUUUGGAUGUAAUUUCGAAUACUGGAUCAACUGUGCAAGAUGGACUUGUCAAUACUGAUUUAGAUGUUAUCUCCAACAGUGGUUCAACUAACCAGGACGGUUUGCUAAACACUGAUGCUGAUAUUAUUUCCAACAGUGGCUCAACCUCCCAAAGCGGCCUUAUUAAUACUGAUGCCGAUAUCAUUUCUGAUGGUGGAUCUACUAACCAAAAUGGUUUGGUUAAUACAGACGCCGAUAUUAUUUCAAAUGGAGGAUCAACCAACCAAAACGGUCUCAUUAACACUGAUGCUGAUAUCAUUUCCGAUGGUGGCUCCACUAACCAAAAUGGUUUGGUUAAUACAGACGCUGAUAUUAUUUCAAAUGGAGGAUCAACCAACCAAAACGGUCUCAUUAACACUGAUGCUGAUAUAAUUUCCGAUGGUGGUUCUACUAACCAAGACGGUUUAGUAAACACAGAUGCUGACAUUAUUUCAAAUGGUGGAUCAACCAACCAAAACGGUCUCAUUAACACUGAUGCUGAUAUAAUUUCCGAUGGUGGUUCUACUAACCAAGACGGUUUAGUAAACACAGAUGCUGAUAUUAUUUCAAAUGGUGGAUCAACCAACCAAAACGGUCUCAUUAACACUGAUGCCGAUAUCAUUUCUGGUGGAGGUAAUGAUGAUAAUGGAAGUUCAGGGCAUGAUAAUGAUUCUAACUGGUCUCACCAAGAUUGGUCAAAUGAACAAGAUCAAUGUAACGAUAAAUCCUCUGGCAGCAAUAAGCAUGAUAAUGAUUCUAACUGGUCACACCAUGAUUGGUCAGGUAAUGAUAAAUCCUCUGGCAGCGAUGAACAUGAUAAUGAUUCUAACUGGUCACACCAUGAUUGGUCAGGCGAAGAACAAUGCAAUGAUGAAUCUUCUGGAAGUAAUGAGCAUUGGCAUGGGGAAUCUUCAGACAGCGCUGAGCAAUGCAACGAUGGAUCAUCUGGCAGCUCUGGUCAAAGCCAAAGUGGUUUAGUAAAUACAGAUUUGGAUGUUUUAUCUACUGUUACGGGCUCGGAAAGUCAAGAUGGGUUAGUGAAUACUGAUUUAGAUAUUCUAUCUAAGGUUACUGGAGGAUCCAGUAGUUCUCAAAGUAGCCAGUCUUCUCAAAGCAGUGGACAAAGUCAGGAAGGUUUAGUGAAUACCGAUUUGGACGUUCUUUCUACUGUGACUGGCUCAGAAAGUCAAAGUGGACUUGUGAAUACUGACUUAGAUGUUCUAUCCAAGGUUACAGGAGGUUCCAGUAGCUCUCAAAGUAGCCAAUCUUCUCAAAGUAGCCAGUCUUCUCAAAGUAGCCAGUCUUCUCAAAGCAGUGGACAAAGUCAGGAAGGUUUAGUGAAUACCGAUUUAGACGUUCUUUCUACUGUUACUGGCUCAGAAAGUCAAAGUGGACUUGUAAAUACUGACUUAGAUGUCCUAUCCAAGGUCACUGGAGGAUCUAGUAGCUCUCAAAGCAGCAAGUCUUCUCAAAGUAGCCAGUCUUCUCAAAGUAGUGGACAAAGUCAGGAAGGUUUAGUGAAUACCGAUUUGGAUAUUCUUUCUACUGUGACUGGCUCAGAAAGUCAAAGUGGACUUGUGAAUACUGACUUAGAUGUUUUAUCGUCAGUGACUGGAUCAAGUAGCUCUCAUAGCAAACAUUCUUCAUCUUCAUCAUCAAGUUCUUCUCAAGAUGGACUAGUUAACACCGACUUAAGUGUUUUAACCAAAGGACUUGGGCUGUAG
Ctenocephalides felis (cat flea) is the source of this 2448-nucleotide messenger RNA. RefSeq lists its product as uncharacterized. The transcript is spliced from 5 exons. The coding region runs from base 1 to 2448 and encodes 815 amino acids. The record is from RefSeq and is a predicted model, not a curated record. NCBI's taxonomy places the organism in Eukaryota, Metazoa, Arthropoda, Insecta, Siphonaptera, Pulicidae.